Messenger RNA from Penicillium cosmopolitanum, 849 nucleotides. RefSeq lists its product as uncharacterized. The transcript is spliced from 3 exons. The record is from RefSeq and is a predicted model, not a curated record. NCBI's taxonomy places the organism in Eukaryota, Fungi, Ascomycota, Eurotiomycetes, Eurotiales, Aspergillaceae. Gene Ontology annotation, molecular function: oxidoreductase activity. Bases 1 to 849 code for a protein of 282 amino acids.
AUGUCCGCAAAAGAAAAUGUCGCCCUGGCCGAUUUCUCGUCCAUUUUCACCCUCAACGGACAGGUUGCCAUUGUGACUGGAGGUUCGCGUGGAUUGGGACUACAUGCCGCUUCUGGUCUCUUGCAAGCAGGAUGCUCCAAAGUGUACAUCACGGCCCGGAAGGUUGCAGAGUGCAAGGCAGCUGCCAAGGCCUUGAACGCUCUCGAAAACAAAGGAGCUGGAGCACAAGCUAUUGCUAUCCCAGCUGACGUAUCCAAAGCCUCGGGCGUCAAAAUCCUAGUUGACGAGAUCUCCAAAACAACAGAUCAUGUCGAUAUUCUUUUUGCAAACGCUGGCGCUGUCUGGGGGGCACCCUUUGAUACCCACCCGGAGGAGGGCCUGGACAAAACUUACAACGUGAAUGUCAAAGGUGUAUUUUUGCUGAUCCAAAGGAUGGCGCGUUUGUUGGAGAACAAUGCCACACGGCAGCACCCAUCAAGAAUACUGAUUACAGGUUCCAUUGCGGGGAUUGGAAUAGGUACUCUGGGAUCGCAGGCUACAUACGGGUAUUCAAUGACCAAGGCCGCAGUCAUGCAUCUAGCCCGUAACCUGGCCGUUGAACUCGGGCCGAGAAAUAUCCUAGUCAAUUCUAUUGCCCCGGGCCUGUUCCCAUCGAAGAUGACGCUUGAUCGCAUGGAGAAUGUAGGGGGAGUUGCGAAUGUCGCUUCUAAUGUUCCUAAUGGAAGGGUUGGCCGACCAGAAGAUAUUGCGGCGCUGGUGGUCUUUCUUUCGGGUCGUGGAUCCUCUCACAUCAAUGGUACGACAAUUGUCAUCGAUGGCGGGAACUUACAUACAAGAAGCAUGCUUUGA